This is a messenger RNA of Nelumbo nucifera (sacred lotus), 2614 nucleotides long. Its product is annotated as Rubisco methyltransferase family protein. Gene Ontology annotation, molecular function: protein-lysine N-methyltransferase activity. Gene Ontology annotation, biological process: peptidyl-lysine monomethylation. The record is from RefSeq and is a predicted model, not a curated record. Gene Ontology annotation, cellular component: chloroplast stroma. Lineage: Eukaryota; Viridiplantae; Streptophyta; Magnoliopsida; Proteales; Nelumbonaceae.
CCCAACCAAAAAAAAAAAAAAAAAAUCAUUUUAAUGCAGCAGCAGAGACACACAAAUGUAAAAGCCAAUUCUGAACUCAUUACAGUUACACCGGUCGUCUAGAUUCUUUAUAGUUUUUACUCUACCAUUAGUCCGUGUGCUUCAUUCUCUUAUCCGAUACGACACCUCGGCGCACAGACUAAGUAGAGAGAAAAUCAAGAUAAAUCGAGGAAAAAAAAUAUCUUGGCUUCCCAGGUCCCCAGCCUCUCUCACUCUUUGAACCGCAAUACUCUGACGCUCACGCUCUGCAACUGCAAGUCAGUAACUACUAAAAUGUUCAUCAAAACGUAGGAACUCUGAACCUUGGACCACACAUCCACGUUUCCCUUACACAUCCUCUCUUUCUACAGGAGGAUUUCGACUUUUUUUUUUUUUCCAUACAGAAGGACAACAUGGAUGCUGUUCAUCUGCUAAACAGUUGCAUUUCGUCGUCUCCCAUCAAUCCAUCUUCUCCUCGUCCGCUUGCUGUUGUUUCUAGGGUUUCGAGUUCUUUCAUCAAAACCUCAAGCUAUUCCAUUGCUUUUUGUUCGAUUCGUCGGCGGAGACUCUGCUUGGCGUCUGGUGCUGACACCUUAGUCGUCGGAUCGCGUAAGGAAGACGGGAGGUCUCAUGAAGUUGUUAGUAAGAAAGAAGAGUUCGAGGAUCUGAAAGCUUGGAUGCAUAGCAACGGAUUUCCUCCUUGCAAGGUCAUUCUCAAGGAAAGGCCUUCGCACGAUAAGAAACAUCGACCUAUACACUACGUCGCAGCGAGCGAGGACCUCCAGGCGGGCGAUGUUGCAUUUUGUGUGCCGAAUUCCUUGGUAGUAACCCUCGAGAGGGUUCUGGGCAACGAGACAAUCGCUGAACUACUAACAACAAACAAGCUGUCCGAACUUGCUUGCUUGGCACUAUAUCUCAUGUACGAGAAGAAACAGGGAAAGAAGUCUUUCUGGUACCCAUUCAUCAGAGAGCUUGAUCGCCAGCGUGGGAGGGGCCAAUUAGCUGUGGAAUCUCCACUUCUGUGGUCGGAAGCUGAACUGGAUUAUCUGACUGGGAGUGCCACAAAGCAAUAUCCAUAUGACAUACCUACUGAGGCCUUUCCAUUUGAGAUCUUCAAACAAGCAUUUGUUGCAAUUCAGUCUUGUGUAGUGCAUUUGCAGAAAGUUAGUUUGGCACGAAGGUUUGCUUUGGUUCCUCUAGGACCCCCGCUGCUGGCAUAUAAAAGUGACUGCAAGGCAAUGCUGGAAGCUGUAGAAGGUGCUAUUCAACUGGUGGUUGACCGUCCGUAUAAGGCUGGGGAUUCAAUUGUUGUAUGGUGUGGACCUCAACCAAAUUCAAGGCUGCUUUUGAAUUAUGGUUUUGUUGAUGAAAAUAAUCCAUAUGACCGUAUCAUGGUUGAGGCAUCGCUAAACACUGAGGAUCCUCAAUAUCAAGAAAAGAGAAUUGUUGCUCAAAGACAUGGAAAGCUAGCUGUACAAGUUUUCCAUGUAUAUGCAGGCAAAGAAAAAGAAGCAGUUUCAGAUAUGCUUCCUUAUAUACGAUUGGGAUAUGUUUCAGAUCCAUCUGAGAUGCAGUCAGUUAUUUCUUCGCAAGGCCCUAUAUGCCCUGUAAGUCCAUGUGUGGAACGAGCAGUUUUAAACCAACUAUCUGACUAUUUCACCGCCCGCCUGGAUGGCUAUCCUACUACCUUACACGAAGAUGAAGCUUUGUUAACAGAUUUUACUUUGGACCCGAAGAAACGAGUUGCUACACAGCUUCUCAGGUUGGAAAAGAAAUUGCUAAAUGCAUGCCUUCAGGCUACACUUGAAUUGAUAAAUCAAUUACCAGAUCUGUCUGUAUCUCCCUGUCCUGCUCCUUAUGCUCCUAUAUUAAAAUAAGGUCUCUCUCUCUCUCUCUCUCUCUCUCUCCCUGUGUGUGUGCAUGUGCAAGCGCCUGCGCAUAUGUUUUCCUGUAUGUUUUAGGUCCCAUUGUAUCUGUACAUGAAAUUCAUUUUGUAUUUUGCAAGCUGCUUGCAGAAAUUGCUGAUCUUAUUGCAUGUGAUUCUUCAAGUUUUAGCAGCAUUAGUCAUUUGGUUGUGGCUGUUUCAAUUCAGAAGAGCUAAUGUAGACCAGGUUAGCCUAAUAUGAAGCAGUCUUUUUCAGUAAAUUCUAUCAUAUGUUGUUCUGCCAUGCAUCAGUUUUGGUUUGAGCUUCAGAUGGCAUUUGAUAGUGUAUCAGUUUACAUCUUGUUCUAGCAUGGGAGACCAUUAUUUGACCAUGACAAUCUGAUAUAUGUUGUACCUUGUCUGAAGGUAAGGGGUUGUGCAAGUAACCGUCUUAACCUUUCUUUUUUCAAGAUUUACGAUCUCCAUUACCAUCUAUGGUUACAAAACAAUGAAUAUCUCUAUGUAUUGGCAUGAAGGCAUACAAGUGAAUGGAUAAUCAUGGAAAGUAGAUAAAGCACUGCCAAAAUGGUUAAACCGGACCAAUGCCUACUUUAACAGAGUUUGUUGUCAACAAACUGGCAGUAAUCCUUUACAAUUUUGGAGUGAAUGUAGGUUGUAUAUGAAUUGGAUUCAGAUCUGAUCGUGGUGUACCUUAAUAAUCACGUAUUUUCA